AUGGACACCAUCCCGAAGGAGGAAGAAGAAGAAGAAGAUGAAGAAGAUGAAGAAAAAGAAGAUAAAGAUGAAGAAGAUGAAGAAGGAAAGGGACGUGCACAUACAGAAGGAUGUGCAAAAGGGACAGAUUGGGCUAUUGUUGAAAACAUAAAAUUGAGAAAUCAAAUACAAAGCUUGAAGGGAAAAUAUGAAAAAAUGAAUAAAAAUCUCAGCAUAAGGUGCCAGCUUCUCCAGAACAGGAAAAAAAGUGUGCCGAAUGAUAACUUCUACAUAAAGUUGGAUGAAAUCCUGAGAAGAAAACGAAAAGGUAAGAAAUACAAAAAUAAUUAUUCUCAAACAGACAUCACUUUUUUAAACCCUUUCUUUUCGAAAUGGGAUUGUUACUUUGAAGACGAUUAUUUAGUAAAUAAAAUUUCAAGUGAUGGAGAAGUGGAAAUUUUAAAAAAAAAAAAAAUAGAAAAAAGGGCUAACGAGAUAAUGUAUCAUUACAAUUACCCAAAUGAUGAAUGUACUCAUUUUAUGAAUAAAUGUGGUGCAGGGAAAAACGAUUCCUCCCUAACACAUACUUCUACAAGAAGAAAACCAAUAAUCUUCCCUUUUUGCAACAAAAAACUUGCAUAUCCAAGGGAUCGACAAAAUGUGAAUAUUCUCAGAGUGCCACAUCACGUUACACAUAAAGAUAACUUAACCUAUAGCAUAUACACAGAUCAUGAUUUAAUUUUCAUAAGACAAACAACAGAAAAUUUGGUACCCAACAAAGCAAGGCUUGAUCAUUCCAAUCAUCUUCCUCAUUCUGAUCAUUCCAAUCUUAAGGAUGGUGAAACGAAUAGCUAUUAUCAUGAGCACGGGGGUAAAAAAUGUGUUACUAAAAACAUGAACCCAGUGAGUAAUCAUCAAAAGAUGGGAUUCAAUGAGAACGAUGAUGGAUAUGCAUACACAAAAAAUAGUGCCAGACAUAAGGGCGGAAAAAAAAACACAUGCAAAAAAGGGAGUGUAGACACGCAUGCUGAUAAGUUAGCUGUUCUACCUCUACCACCACGACUCCGUGAGGAAAAAACAGACAAUGCAAUUUCCCAAUUCAUGAAAGCAAAACAGAUAAGGAGUGCUUCACGUAACAGACUAGGAGAUACUAUAGAAGAAUGUCCGAUUAAUGCUAAAAAUUCUACUCAAAGAGAUGCAAGAAGUUUAAAAAAAAAAAAACUCAGUAGGGUUGAACCUGUAGAAGAAUUUGGUGAAAAGCGGGACAAUAUAAACGAGGAAACUGGAGAAAGGGAAAAAAUCCCAGAAAAAAAAGAAAACGACGAAAACGACGAAAACGACGAAAGUGAAGAAAAUAAAUAUUCCAAUUACUCUACUAAAAAUAUGAAGAUCUCUUCAGCAGAAGAGAAUAAGAAGGAUAUUGUACUUACAGAACUGAGUGAUACAAACAACUCCAAAAUAGUUCUUUCGAAGGACAGGGAAAACACUGUUAAACGGACGUAUUUUAACAAAACGAAGAGUGAAAAGUGGGAAGAUGUAUGUAAUGAAAAUGAUUUCCUUAACACACCUAAAGGUACAUGUUCAAGUUUUUUCUUAAAUAGUAAAAUUGAGGAAGAGGAAAGAGGAGGAGAAGGGAGAGGAGGAGAAGGGAGAGGAGGAGGACUGUUCAUUAAUAAAGUCAACCAACAAAAAAGCAAGAAGGACAAAACAAACAGAUUUACACUUGAACAGAUGGAUAAAGGAAAUACAAAAAGGGAUAGAUACAUCGAUGUUCUUUUAAAGAAUGUGGAUGAACAAAAAAAUGAACAAAAUUUUUCAUCACCAUCAUCAUCAUCAGCAGCAGCAGAGGCAGCGACAGGAGGGGGGUAUGAUAAGGUAGAUCCACCACUAGUACUAUCCCCAAUGAUGAUUCCAAUCCAAUGUGAUAAUAUGGACAGAACUACCUCUCAUUCAGAAUUUAUACAAAAAAGAGGAAAUAAUCCAUGUUUCAAAACACUUGUAGACAAAAAAGAAUAUAUCUCAUCAUGUGGGGUAAAAAAAAAAGAGGUUUUUCAAACUUUGGAAAAAGGAGUUACUAAGAGAUCUUCCUUACCUUCCUCUCCCACACGGAACAUACUCUGCAACAGUGAGUUAAUAACAUCACCAAGUUCGAGAAUCAUAACGGAAGGAAGCGAAGAAGCAAUAACUAAAUUUCGAAAAAAACAACCACACUUAGGAGAGGAUCAUACAAACCAAAUAUCCGACUUGGAUGGUACCACCAUUCCAAAUUGUCUGUACAGUAAUAAUUUGUAUACGCAAAAUAAUUAUUACUGUACAAAAAAAAUAAAAAACAAAAAAAAUAAAAAUAAUAAAACUAUCACUCCCGGUGAUUAUUUAUCCAAAAUAAAAAUUGAAAUGGCCUCACAAGUUAAACUGCACCAACAGAACAGCUGUCCUCACAUGGGGAUAAGAAGUACGGGCAAGGGUGCAGUGAUAGAGAAAUCUCGAGAUAUUGCCAGCAGUAGAAGUAGCCACAGCAAUAGCCAUGGCAGAAGAAUAACCGAAGUGUCGGUGGGGAAUGGAGUGAACACAUGCCCACAUAAAUAUCGUCCUAAAAGGGGACUUAUCUCUGAUGGAGAAGAUUUGGGAAUUCUUGAAAGAUGUAAUGAUAACGUUUCAUUUGACAAUGUGGAAAAAUGUACUAAUGAGAUAAAGAAAAUUUCUUUGGAACACAAGAAAAGGGCCUUCCUUUUCUAUAUGUGA
Messenger RNA from Plasmodium gonderi, 2721 nucleotides. RefSeq lists its product as hypothetical. The record is from RefSeq and is a predicted model, not a curated record. The transcript is spliced from 2 exons. Bases 1 to 2721 code for a protein of 906 amino acids. Lineage: Eukaryota; Apicomplexa; Aconoidasida; Haemosporida; Plasmodiidae.